AUGUAUGAAUAUAUAGGAAAAAUCUCUGUCGUAACCAGACAGCCUACGUUUUCAGAGAUGCACUUGGUAUGGAUGGUUUUCCUGGGCUGUCUGCAACAUCAAGUUAAAGCUCAGCGACCAGCCAUUGUUAAGAAUUUUUUGCCCCAGAUUAAGAAAGUGGGCGAAACUGCUUACAUGAACUGUACAGUGACCAACAAGGGGCCUAACUCAGUGGUAUCAUGGAUGCUGUUUAUGCCGGGCGACAAAAUUCCAAUUUUUCUCAGCAUUAAUACAGAGUUGUUUACAGGGGACAAUCGGCAUGAUGUACAGGCUAAACAAAAUGCCCUUGGAACAACCUACACGUUGAUAAUUAGAUCUGUAGCAGAACAAGAUGCUGGGGAUUAUAUGUGUAGAGUUAAAAUUCCAGGUGUAACUUUGUCAGAGUGGCCGAGAAAGAGGGUCAAAUUAACUGUACAAUUUGCCCCUCGGAUCAAACCGAGCAUGAAAUCACUGUAUGAAGUGGGCAUUGGAUCUAACCUCCAGAUGAACUGUGAAGCUCGCGGUGUUCCAUCUCCAAAUAUUACAUGGACCAGAGAAGACGGUCGAACACUCUCCACGGGAAGACUCGAGGCACAAGGAGCCCAACUGACAUUGACUGCCAUUCAGAAAAGUGAUCGUGGUUACUAUAUAUGUGAGGCUAACAAUGGCAUUAAACCUCCCGCAAGUAUAAGAGUGAAAGUCGCCGUAUACUUCCCUCCCUUACUGACACCAGUGCAGUCUGUAGUGGGCCAAGCACAAAACAGAAGAUUUGAUGCCAAACUUGAAUGUAUAGUUGCAGGAAACCCUCGUCCAACUGUAAAAUGGAUGAAGGAAGCGGAAAAUGGCAGACGAAUUGAACUUAAGGACAACGAUAAAUAUGACAUCACCAAAGAGUUCAACAUCCUUCAAAACGACGAGUUUUGGUCUACACUUCAUGUGAAGAAUGUUCAGGCUAAUGACUACACUAAAUACUAUUGUGUUGGACACAACAGAUACGGAAAUGGAGAAGCUAGUAUUACAUUAAUUGAAACUACGGAAUGUCAAGGACCCAACUGUCCAGGUGGAGGACUAACGGGGGCGUGAUGACUAGACACUUUCUGGUCUCCAUGGUAUCUGCUCUCGUGAUUAGGAAUGACUUAAUCUAUUCUGAAAAUUGUAAUCAACAUAAAUUAAUAAAGUUCUUUAAGCUAAA
Molecule: messenger RNA, 1210 nt
Organism: Saccostrea echinata
Lineage: Eukaryota; Metazoa; Mollusca; Bivalvia; Ostreida; Ostreidae
Product: lachesin-like
Exons: 8
Coding region: 1-1101 (366 amino acids)
Cellular component (GO): neuron projection
Source: RefSeq, a predicted model, not a curated record